ACUAACGCGUGCUGUGUUGCGGUUCCACUAAGGAUUGCACUUGCACUUCUGUACAAAAAUGGAAAGUACUGGGAACUGCUAUCGUACUAUGUUAUUAUGACUACAUGAAACGAAUACCGUUUCUGGAUACUUCCAUGAAAAUGACGUUGACCGUGAGAUUUUUCACCUCCUGUCGAAGACUUAGUCGUUGUAAAUCGGUAGCUGUUGCUAUUUCCAUCUCCUUGUUGUUUCUCUACUGUGAGGUUAUUACUUACUAUGUAGUUAUACGACAAUGCACUUGGCCAGAAAUCGGUGUUGACAUUGAGGGUGGUGCAGUUGACCCUACUGAUGAAAUGCAGCCCUUGAGAAUGAUGCUCCUUUCUGACACACAUCUAUUAGGACCAAAGACAGGACAUUGGUUCGAUAAGCUUCGUAGGGAAUGGCAGAUGUAUUGUGCCUUCCAAACUGCCAUGUGGAUUCAUAAACCAGAUGCUGUUGCUUUCCUUGGUGACAUUUUUGAUGAGGGUCAUUUUAGUGACGACCUGGAAUUCAAGAGAUAUAUGGAUCGUUUCUAUGAUUUGUUUUAUGUACCGAAGGGUACAUAUGUUCUGGUUGCUGUAGGAAAUCAUGAUGUAGGAUUUCAUUAUAGGAUGCUCAGGCAUUUCACAGACCGUUUUGAAUCCGGAUUCAACACAUCAUCUGUUCAGAUGACAGUGCUGAAAGGCAAUAUUUUUGUCACAAUAAAUAGCAUGGCAAUGCAUGGAGAUGGAUGCAGUCUAUGUGAGGAGGCUGAAUAUAGGCUGGACCACCUUAGGACAGUGCUACAGUGCUCCCAGGACCAGGGAAGAAUGGCCCACCAGUGCACAAAUAUGGGGAAUCUUCCUGCCUACAGUCGGCCUAUUCUACUGCAGCAUUUCCCGCUUUAUAGGGCCUCGGACGAUGCCUGCACUGAACCGGAUGCUGCUCCUCUGUCUCUGAAGCGUGAGAAAUUCAGAGAGAAAUGGGAGUGCCUGUCCAAGCUUGCUACUAGAAAGUUGCUGCAGAAGGUCAAGCCUCGUGUUGUCUUCAGUGGACAUACGCACCACGGAUGCCUCAUAACACACAAAGGUGAUAUCCCUGAAUGGACUUUGCCUUCGUUCAGCUGGCGCAACAAAAAUAACCCUAGUUUCGCGUUGGCGAGCUUCACACCCACAAACUUUUCUGUCCGUAAGUGCUACAUGCCGCAGGAGUCCACAGUAAUUACCACAUAUGUGCAGGGCACAGCAGUCUGCUUGGUGGGAUGGUGGGCAUUAAGUCGGUACCUCGACCGUUACAGGUCACGAUAGUAAUUUUUUGUGAUGUUCCCCUUCAGUUGAAUUGUACAUUCGCAAAAUAUUUUACUUCCGCUUUUGCACCGUUCUCCCACCAGGCGGCGCCAAACAUGUUCACCGGGCGCGAAACCUUUCUUCAUUCCCGGGCUUCCGGCAUAUGAACUAUUAGUUUGAUUUCGAAAAUUCCACCGUGCUCGUGCUGAGAAGGGGCCAGUCGACUUCUUAGCACAUUGUCAUGUAUCUUUGACAAAAAUUACUGGGAGAGAACGACGCCAGAAACAAAGCCCAGUGCGACAAAGUUCAACAUACUUUUAUUAUAGCAACGCGGCACCUGUGCACAAUUAUUUUUUUAUUUGGUCCACAUCACAUAGACGUUUAAAAGUAGUUUUUCUGAAAAAAAUCACAAAGUUGCGGUUUUUUGGUAAAACGGGGAGGUUCGGAUUAAAAAAUAACAAACUGCUGGUCCUAGGAUGUCCAUCUUGAACUAAAACGUAGCACAAUGACUAUAUCUUUCAACCUUAAAAUAUCUCGAGGGCAUUUUUUUGUUAUUGCCACGUAACGAUUUUUUUAAAUCCGGUACCAGCAGCUUGCAGCCCCGACAGAGUCCGCAUAGCCUUGAGCCAACUUUUCCACACAACACUCUGCUUUCGCAGCAUUUUCGGUGUGGUUGUGAAGCACUGCUGGUUUAAAGGUCACUGCAUGCAAUUAUCCUGCAAUUCUCUGGCAGAAGUGACACAACCAGAUUGGCAACAUGUCCCUGAGCUUGGGCGAAGGACAAAAGAGAAGCACCAAAACAGGCAGCACAACGCAGGGCUGAAACCUGCAAUGAAAGUUUUAGUAUAACAGGUACAAGUAUAUAACAUGAAGAGACCAGAUAGGGGAAAGGGAAUGCCGCUUUGCCGUCGCUGAAGAAGCGAAUAUGACGCCUGAUAUCUGAUUCAUUCUGAGUAAAAGUGAAACAAAGCAGAGAGGAGACCGUUGUGGCCGACAAAGAUGCCUUCCAUUCUUGUUAUCCACAACUGAAAGGUUUAAGUAAGCAAGCAGGGGAAAGAAAGAAUCGAGAAAGUCGAAUAGUCUAUGUGGGGGUGAUUAGAUUAUAAAGGCAAGGGGCGUUAACCAUGGACGGAUUACUAAUGCAGCCUGGAAUGUGAGUGAUAAAAGCUGUUUCCAAGAGUGUGCGAGAAGUAUCGUCUUUGCAGUGCAAUAGAGUUGUUGCGAAGCGUAGAACGUCACCAGUUGUAGGAUAGAGAAUUUGGAGUCACAGAAGAAAUACAACUUCUUUACAC
Molecule: messenger RNA, 2575 nt
Organism: Ornithodoros turicata
Lineage: Eukaryota; Metazoa; Arthropoda; Arachnida; Ixodida; Argasidae
Gene: PGAP5
Product: metallophosphoesterase 1-like
Exons: 10
Coding region: 105-1304 (399 amino acids)
Biological process (GO): GPI anchor biosynthetic process
Molecular function (GO): hydrolase activity
Source: RefSeq, a predicted model, not a curated record